Messenger RNA from Peronospora matthiolae, 1077 nucleotides. The record is from the annotation of a GenBank genome assembly. NCBI's taxonomy places the organism in Eukaryota, Oomycota, Peronosporomycetes, Peronosporales, Peronosporaceae.
AUGGCCGCAAGCAGCGGCGACGAACACCACGCGCCAGCCACCGACACAGCAGCGACUCCACUCCACGGAGCAGACGAAGACGUGGUCAAGCUCCAUGGCGUCCCUGUCGUGCUGGUCGGCGGCAAGCGCAGUCUGCGGGAGGACGACGUCGCGUCCCUCGUGUCCACGGUCGAAGCCAUUGCGCAGGACUCGCAGACGACGACGCAGGACGACGCGAUGCAUGACGUUGUGGCCAAGAUUGAAGACACUGCAGGUAUUGACGUGGCUUUUGACGCCGCGGCGACCGCUGCUGCAGUCGUGCCGCCUCCUGAGGCGAUCAAGACGGACGUGGGGUGCAUGCCAGGGCCGGUGCACGACGCUGUAGCAGCAGCUGCAGGGAUUGGCUACGACCCCAGUGGCAAUGGCGCUACUGUCAAGUUUGACAGCAAGCGCAUGGCGCGCGUGUCGUUCAAUUCCUGGUUCGACUUUGACUCGUACUUUGAGCUGUACAUGCAGGAGACGUUCCAGCCGUUCCGCAUGCGCUCGUCUUGCAGUGUCGAAGCUUACCGUCGGAACCAGCAAAAGGUGAUGCUGAACAACAAGAGCUCGCGCGGACGACGCGCCGAGUUCCCCGAUGAAGCGAUCCAUCACCACCGGAUAUACAUGUGCACGCACGCGAUGAAAGCGCGCUGUCGAGGCGCGAAUACGCGUCCAGGACAGAAGUACCGUGGCAUUGGCUGCAUGGCUAAGAUCAAUGUCAAAAUUACGCCGGCUGACAACCCGUCCAAGUAUAUGGUGAUUGUCACGGACCAGGUGGUGUCGCACAACCACCCGGUGAGUCGGGAGAUCUACGAGGCGUAUCCAGACGUGUUACUAAAGAUGAUGCGGCGCAGUCAGCUGUCCCAGUCAGUGCUAGGCCAUCCACCUCCGCCCAAGUUCGAGACGCCUCAACAGACGCAAAAGUACGAGCGGGCGAUGAAUACGUUCCAGUCUGUCGCCGAGACGAUGGCUCGUUUGAGCGAUGAGGACUACGAGGCGCAGCUUGGUCAGCUCCAGCGGCUCUAUACCCCCACGACGGAGCAAGACGAAAUGGUGUAA